AUGCGAGCUCUCCCCCAAUUCAUCACCAUCUCCCUCCUCCUAUUCGUCAUCCUGGCGCCGUCGCACACUUUCGCGAGUAGCGAAGCGGCUCCGCUAGAUAUUGCAGAUCCUUUCGAGACUAUAGACAGUGGCAUUGACGCUGAGUCUUUCGGACCGCACAUUGACUUCUCUUCUUCCGAAUCAGCCGGCGCCGGCGCCGGCGGCGGUGGAGUCGGCGCCUUACCUGGCGGCCCGCCAAGCGUUCCUCGUGUGGCGCAGCUGCGUGGGGCGAGCGACGACGCUGCGACGCAGGCGAGCAGCGCCGUCGCCACAGGCAACAACCCGCACGUCGCACGACUGUAUCUCCUGUCGAGGAAGAACUCUCGCGCGCGGUGCUUGGACGGUAGUCCUGCUGGAUACUACCUGCGACGCGGGUUUGGCAGCGGCGCCAACAAAUGGAUUAUGAUCCUCGAGGCUGGCGGGUGGUGUUUCAACGCCAAAUCGUGCGCGAAUCGAGCCAAGGGGCCCCUCGGAAGCUCCAAGAAAUGGCCGCCGACCAGCGACGUGAAAUAUGGCGGCGUGGGCAGCACGGACAGCGCCGUGAAUCCCGCGUUCUACAACUGGAACCUGGUGCUCGUCAAGUACUGCGACGGCAGCUCCUUCACCGGCGGCUACGGCAAGCUGCCGCCAAACUCGGAGACGGGGCGCACGCUCUACUUCCGCGGGCACUGGAACCUGCAGGGCACGCUGCAAGAUCUGCUGGCUCGGCAAGGGCUGAACGCGGGCAAGCAGAUGCUGGUGGGCGGCUGCAGUGCGGGCGGCGUUGCCACGUCAAUCAAAUGCGAUCAGAUCUCGAGGUGGCUGGCCAACUACAACAUCACCACCAAGUGCUUCAUGGACGGAGGCUACUUCCCAGAUGUGGCGGAUAAGGAAGGGCAGUACAGCAUGCGGCAGAAGGUGCAGCAGAUGGCGGGCGUGCAUGACAUGGGACGCAUAGGGAUCAACGCCGAGUGCAAGCGAGCCAUGAAGAAGACAAACGAAACAUGGAAGUGUUUCUUUCCCGAGUACAAUCUGCAGUUCUCACGCUCUCCAAUGCUCAUUGUCAACUCCUUGUCCGAUUACAAAGCCAUCAGUAUGACCCUCGCACCCAGGCCCAAAGGUACCCAGGACCCGCUGCUUCGGUGCCUGCGCUCCAGCUACCGAAGCUGCACUCCAGGCCAGCUGAAGCUGCUCCAGUCCUUCUCUGCCAAAUGCUCGCAAAGCGGCAGCAGAGGACAAGCUCGACGUAAUUUCGCUUCGCUACAAAUCAGCUCUGUUCUUGAGGUCCCGAGUAGUCUUGAAGGUUCCUUUCCACCUGUGGUGUUCCCGACACCUGAUGAAGGCGACUCAACCACGACGAGGUGGAAGGUCCUUCCUGACAUUUGGCCAACUCUCUCGGAGCAGUACGCCGACAAGAUCGCUGUUUUCGAUCCGCAUCACGGACAAAAGCGAGGCUUGACGUUCUCGGAGCUCGAGAGCGCAAUUCAUGAUUUCGGCGAAGGUCUGCGUGUAUAUGGGCUGAAGCAAGGAGAGUGCGCCGCGCUUUUUGCUGAGAACUCGCACCGAUGGCUUAUUGCUGAUCAAGGCGUGAUGGAUAUUGGUGCUCGUGACGCUGUUCGAGGAGCGAAGUCAUCAGGAACGGAAUUAUUUCACAUUCUGGAAAACUCGGACAGUACCGCUGUCAUCGUGGACAACGUAGAGGUUCUUGUGCACAUUGCCCCUUUCCUCGAAGCUUCUUCAGUGAAGGACAUUGUCAAGUUUGCCGUUGUCCUUUGGCCUCCAGUGAGUAAAGGCCAGGAAACGAACACUGACUGGAAGACCAGCAGCACGUGCUCCAAAUGGUUUUCUCUGUACUCGUUUGAAGAAGUUUCGGCUGCUGGGAGUGCCAGCAGGCUCACGCAUGAUGCUCUGUCGCGCUCAGCGCCUCGUCCAGCCUCCAGGCCUGAUGACGUGGCAACAUUGGUGUACACUUCUGGAACGACCGGGAAUCCCAAAGGAGUGAUGCUCACACACAGCAACCUGAUGCAUCAGGUCAACAACUUUGAUUGUGUCCUGACGCCCGAUGCUGGUGAUGUCACGUUGAGCCUGCUACCCCCAUGGCACAUGUAUGAACGCUCAUGCGAGUACUUUCUACUGAGCCGUGGCGUCCAGCUCGUCUACAGCAAUGUCAAGUCGUUCAAGGAAGACUUGAUAAAAUACCCUCCGGACUACUUUGUGGCUGUUCCACUUGUCUUUGAGGUUCUAUACAGUGGAGUCCAGAAGAAGCUUGCUGCAGCAUCUGGUGCCAGAGCAGCAAUUGCCAAGUUCUUGAUCAAAGUCAGCGCUCUUCACAAGGAAGCUCUGCGCAUCUGGACUGGAAUGGCUGUCCUCCGCUCACGUGAAAAUGUUCAGGGGUUGAUGUUCAUGAAGGCUGUGGCUGAAUGUCUGGGAGCUGGGCUGUUGGCGCUGGUGCUGCUGCCACUCCACCUUCUAGCGGAGAAGCUUUUGUACACUAAGGUCAAAGCUGCAAUUGGCAUAAAGAAGGCAGCUGUGAGUGGGGGCGGCAGCUUGCCAUCGCAUGUGGACAAAUUCUUUGAGCAAGUUGGGAUCACUCUGCUCAAUGGAUAUGGCCUCACAGAGACUUCUCCUGUGCUGACAGUCCGGCGAAGUUACAACAACGCAUUGGGAAGCAUUGGGAGUCCCGUCCCUGGAACAGAAAUAAAGAUUGUGGACCUGGAGACGGGAGUUGGUCUCCCUGCAGGCCAACGAGGGCUGGUCAAGGCACGUGGCCCCCAAGUGAUGAAGGGCUACUACAAGAACCAGGCGGCCACAGCAAUGGCAAUUGACAAGGAUGGCUGGUUCUCCACUGGCGACCUUGGAUGGAUCUCUCCUUUGACUCCAGUUGGCGCUGCACGGAAUGCGGGAGGGCUUCUGGUCCUUGACGGCCGAGCCAAGGACACCAUUGUUCUCGCCAGUGGUGAAAAUGUGGAGCCUGCCUUUGUUGAGGAGGUUGCACUUAGCAGCCCUGUGAUCCGCCAAAUAAUGCUCGUUGGCCAGGACCAGAGAAAGCUUGGAGCGCUGAUUGUUGUGAAUGAGGAGGAGAUGGAGGCUGCAGUGGCAAGCAUGAGAGCGGAGAAGGGGAUGGAGGGAAACGAGGUGACAGAGAAGGAACAGAGGACUGUCGUGAGACAAGAACUCAACCGCUGCUUUACUGAGGCAGGUUGUUUGCCGCAUGAGCGGGUCGGUCCAUUUGCAAUCCUCGAUGAACCAUUCACAGUGGACAAUGGUCUUCUCACCGCAACCAUGAAGAUGCGACGUGAUGUGAUCUAUGACAGGUACAAGGAGCUUUGUGAUAAGCUUUUCCAACACUAG
Molecule: messenger RNA, 3369 nt
Organism: Closterium sp. Yama58-4
Lineage: Eukaryota; Viridiplantae; Streptophyta; Zygnematophyceae; Desmidiales; Closteriaceae
Source: the annotation of a GenBank genome assembly